AGGAGACUACGUCUCUCUCUCUCUCUCUCUCUCCAUUGAUAACCCAAGCAAUCCCUCCCUCUCUCUCUCGCUCUCUAUCUCUCUCUCUGCAAAAAGUGGAAGAAAAAGGCUCUCUUUUUCAUUCCCAUCACAGCCAAGAUCUCAAGAGAAAACCCUAUACCCGUCUCUCUGUCUCUCUUUCUCUUGUUCAUGAUGUCCGGUGAAAGUAGAGAUCUGUACCACAACCACCACAAUUACCCUUUCCACCAUGGGCGCAGCAGCAGCAGCAGCAGUACUGCUGCUCUUCCCUUCUUCCCGCAGGAAAAUCACUCAAUCUACAACUUCCACGGCGGCGGAUUCGAGGAUCCAUCCUCCUACGUCAGCUUCACGGACAGUCUAUAUGGCUCUAUCCAUCACUACAACUCCCUUUCAACCGCUUUCGACAUGUCUUGCUCUUCAUCCGAAGCCAUCUCUCCCUGUGUCGCUGCAGAUCACUCCGCCGAAAACCCAUUGACGCCCCUUUCCUCACUCUCUUCCUCCUCCACCGAACGAGCUGGAGCUGCUGCUGCUGCUGCUGAUCAUGAAGAUUCCCCCAAGAUCAUCCCUGGAAAGGAUAAGCAGCAGCGACGUCAAGGCUGUGGUGGUGGAGAUGGAGAUGAUGAUGAUAACGACGACAAGCUCAAAAAAGAGAACACGGCAAAAAAGAAAAGAGAGAAAAAGCAAAGGCAGCAGCGAUACGCCUUCAUGACAAAGAGUGAGAUCGAUAAUCUUGAAGAUGGAUACAGAUGGAGGAAGUAUGGACAGAAAGCAGUCAAGAACAGCCCCUUCCCAAGGAGUUAUUAUAGAUGCACCAGCCAGAAGUGCACAGUGAAGAAGCGAAUCGAGAGAUCAUUCCAAGACCCAACAAUUGUGAUCACAACAUACGAAGGCCAGCACAACCAUCACAGCCCGGCGACGCUCCGCGGCAACGCCGCCAGAAUCUUCUCAUCGUCGUCUUCCCACCUCUUCCCCCCGUCACAGCAAGCCGGCCCCAGCUUCCCUCAAGAGCUGCUUGCUCAGAUGCUUCCAGUUUCCAUCGACCACCACCAAGCUCCACCGACCUCCGGCUACUUGGAUCAUCAUCAGCUGCAGCUGCAGCUGCAGCCCCACCCGCACCCGCACCCGCACCCGCACCCGUCGGAUCACUACUAUGGCUUCUUGCAGGACGCAAUGGCGCCUUCUCCAUUCAUCCACAAACAGGACCACCCAUGAAAGUGAUCGAGAUGACCUAUAUGUUCUGAGGUUUAAAUGAUUGCAUAUAUAUGGAGCUGAUCAUCUGAAUUGUUGGGCUGAUGCGUCCUCUUCAUCUUCUCAGAAAAGGGGGAAUGAUUGUUUCCUUUUGGGGCAAGGAAUUGAUGGCACUGUGGGAAAUGAAUUAGAUUUAGAUCAAUGGGAGAGAUCGAUGGGCAUAUAUGCGACAACACCAAUGCUAGCUAGGGCUACACUCUGCAGAGGUAUGCAAUAUUUAAUUAAUUGUAUUAUGUAACUAAUCCGACCAUGUAAUAUUGUCAUAUCUCAUAUGUCAUACUGUCGAUACUUUUUAUAUACUGCAACUUAUAUAAUUAAGAGAAGAUUAGUGACUCAA
Molecule: messenger RNA, 1603 nt
Organism: Diospyros lotus (date-plum)
Lineage: Eukaryota; Viridiplantae; Streptophyta; Magnoliopsida; Ericales; Ebenaceae
Product: WRKY transcription factor 28-like
Exons: 3
Coding region: 190-1230 (346 amino acids)
Biological process (GO): regulation of DNA-templated transcription
Molecular function (GO): sequence-specific DNA binding; DNA-binding transcription factor activity
Source: RefSeq, a predicted model, not a curated record